AAUUGGUGCAACCUCAAUGUGCUAAAGAGGUUUGCCCUUCUCCCAAAGAUGAUAAAUUGCCCAAAAUGUUAGGAGAUGAUGCCGAUUUGUUGUUGUGUGGAGUUCCCGUUGCGGAUAAUGCUGUAAAUUAUGUAUCACUUCCACCCGAGAAAUAUUCUCCCGUGGAACAUGCUUGCUGGAGUAAGGGGCAGGCUGCUCCAUACAUACAUCUUGCACGAACUUUUGGAUUGGUAGAGGAAGAAAAAGGCAAGAUAAAAGCAACAUCAAUGUUGUGCAAUAUGUUUCGCAGCUUGCUGGCCUUGUCUCCAGAGGAUGUGCUUCCUGCAGUGUACUUGUGCACAAACAAGAUAGCUCCCGACCAUGAAAAUAUGGAAUUGAACAUUGGGGGUACUACUGUUGUAGCAGCACUAGAGGAGGCAUGCGGGACAAAGAAAUCGAAAGUACGAGAACUAUACAACAGCCUGGGUGAUCUUGGUGAUGUUGCUCAACUUUGCCGACAAACACAGUCAUUACUUGCUCCUCCAGUGGCACUUACACUUAGGGGUGUAUAUGCUGCCCUUAGAAGGAUAAGUUUGCAAGCAGGUAGUGGGAGUGCUAUCCGAAAGAAAAGCCUUAUUGUCAAACUCAUGUGUUCGUGUAGAGAGAAGGAGAUGAAGUUUCUUGUGAGAACUUUGGUUCGGAAUUUGCGCAUUGGAGCCAUGAUGAGAACUGUUCUUCCUGCAUUAGCUCAAGCUGUUGUGUUCAAUUCUACUCCUUAUGAAGGACUGGUCGAAAACCUGAAAGAAUGUCUGCAGCGACUUUCAGCAGAAGUAGUUGAAGCAUAUAACAUCCUUCCCAGCUUGGAUGUUCUUGUUCCUUCCUUGAUGGAGAAGGGGAUUGAGUUUUCUUCAAAUACAUUGUCAAUGGCACCAGGCAUACCCAUCAAACCAAUGCUUGCAAAGAUUACUAAUGGUGCCCCUCAAGUGCUGAAGCUCUUUCAGAACAAAGCCUUUACGUGUGAAUACAAAUAUGAUGGUCAGCGAGCACAGAUUCAUAAAUUAGCUGAUGGUUCGGUCCGCGUAUUUUCACGGAAUGGGGAUGAAACAACAUCUAGAUUCCCGGAUUUGGUGAACAUAAUUACAGAAUCAUGUGGUCCCAGAGGAACAACAUUUAUCUUGGAUGCAGAGGUUGUUGCAAUUGAUAGACAAAAUGGUUCAAAGCUCAUGUCGUUCCAAGAACUAUCUUCACGAGAGAGAGGGUCCAAAGAUUCCAUCAUUGCGUUAGACAAAAUUAAGGUUGAGAUAUGCGUUUUUGUUUUCGAUAUCAUGUUUGCAAAUGGAGAACAAUUGUUGAAUCUGCCGCUCCGUCAAAGGCGAAAAUAUUUGAAGGAUUUAUUUGGUGACGUCAAAGUGGGUUAUUUUGAGUACGCGACAGAAAUGACCGUAGAGUGCAAUGAUGCUUGUACAGAUAAUGAAGCCACAUUGGCUAGGAUGAACAGCUUUCUUGAUGAUGCACUGCAUUCUUCAUGUGAAGGGAUCAUGGUGAAAUCCCUUGAUGUAGAUGCUGGGUACACACCAUCAAAGCGCUCUGAUGCAUGGUUAAAGGUCAAGAGAGACUAUGUUGAAGGAUUAAAUGAUUCCCUGGACUUGGUUCCAAUUGGUGCUUGGUAUGGGAAUGGAAGAAAAGCAGGAUGGUAUAGUCCUUUCCUUAUGGCCUGCUACAACCCUGACACAGAGGAAUUCCAGAGUGUCUGCCGGGUCAUGUCUGGGUUUUCUGAUUCCUUCUACGUAGAGAUGAGAGACUUCUUCGAUGGGGACAGAAUCUUCCAGAAAAAGCCCCCCUACUAUCGAACUGCAGAAGUGCCGGAUAUGUGGUUGUCUCCAGAAGUUGUGUGGGAGAUACGGGGUGCUGACUUCACAGUGUCACCAGUGCAUCACGCAGCCAUUGGUUUAGUCCAUCCAUCUCGUGGUAUUUCUGUCAGAUUUCCUAGGUUCAUCCAGUGUUUGUCAGAUAGAAAACCUGAGGAAUGUAGCACAUCUGCAGAUAUAGCCGACAUGUUCCACUCUCAGACUAGAAAAAUGAAUGUGAAUCUUGAAAAAUAGUUGUAUAUAUUGUUUUAUUCUCAAGGAAGCUCCCUCUCCCUCUCCCUCUCUCUCUCUCUCUCUCACCCUUGUAAAUGCUUAUAUAGAAUUGUUCACUGACAGUAGUCUGAUCACUUUGUGUUGCUGCAUAUACUAUGGAAAGAGCUGAACUUGCUUA
Molecule: messenger RNA, 2238 nt
Organism: Lycium ferocissimum
Lineage: Eukaryota; Viridiplantae; Streptophyta; Magnoliopsida; Solanales; Solanaceae
Product: DNA ligase 6
Exons: 19
Coding region: 66-2081 (671 amino acids)
Biological process (GO): DNA recombination; lagging strand elongation; DNA repair
Molecular function (GO): DNA ligase (ATP) activity; ATP binding; DNA binding
Source: RefSeq, a predicted model, not a curated record